AUGAGUGCAAAUAAAGAGUUGUUUUCAAAUCUUGAUGAAACAUUUAGAGAAAAAGUGAAAGUGGGGAACAAUUCCAGUUUAGGUGUCAAAGGAAAAGGAGACAUUGAGAUUGAAGUGAAUGGAGCUGGAAAAGGAGACAUCAAGAUUGAAGUGAAUGGAGUUAUGCACUCUAUCUAUAGAGUGUUCUAUAUACCAGAUUUGAAGAGCAAUCUCCUUAGUCUUGGCCAAUUGCAAGAAAAGGGAUUUGUUGUUCUCAUGCAAAAGAACACAUGUCAAAUUUAUCAUCCUGAGAAGGGUUUGCUUAUGAAAGUUGAGAUGACAUCAAAUCUUGAAGACAUCAUAUUAGUAGCAUCAGAAAGUGCUUCAUUAGAAAAUGAAUCUUCAGCAGACACAAAGUCAGAAAAUGAGUCAUCUAAAGACAACUCAAGCGAGCAUAGAACCAAAGAACCAAGAUUAAGGAGAACUCCAGUAUGGUUGACAGAUUAUGUGAGUGGUGAUGAGUUAUCCGAUGAUGGAAAUUCUGCUCAACUCACUUUGUUUGCUGACAAUGAUCCGAUCACCUUUAAUGAUGCUGUGAGAAGCUCAAAAUGGAGGAGGGCCAUGGAUUCAAAAAUUGUAGCAAUUGUGAAAAACAAUACUUGGGAACUUACUGAUUUGCCAGUAGAGGAAAAAACCAUUGGAGUGAAAUGGAUAUACAAGACAAAGCUAAAAAAAAAAUGGAGAGAUAGACAAGUACAAAGCCAAAUUGGUGGCUAA
Messenger RNA from Pistacia vera, 756 nucleotides. RefSeq lists its product as uncharacterized. Lineage: Eukaryota; Viridiplantae; Streptophyta; Magnoliopsida; Sapindales; Anacardiaceae. The transcript is spliced from 2 exons. The record is from RefSeq and is a predicted model, not a curated record. Bases 1 to 756 code for a protein of 251 amino acids.